This is a messenger RNA of Microthlaspi erraticum, 1425 nucleotides long. The record is from the annotation of a GenBank genome assembly. NCBI's taxonomy places the organism in Eukaryota, Viridiplantae, Streptophyta, Magnoliopsida, Brassicales, Brassicaceae.
AUGAAUCAGAGGAAAAGAACGAAGCUGACGAUGAUAAUGUUGUCAAGGGACAUCGCAACAAAGCUUCCAACUUCUGAGGAGCCAGAUAGUUCAGAGAAGAGAUACGAUUCUGCAUUGCCUUGUCCAAAAAACGACCCAUAUGUUGCAAAGACAGCCAACUCGAGCGAUGCCGACGAACAUUACUCUCCCACCAAAUAUAUGGUUUAUACAAAAGCGUGUGAAGGGAAUCGCUCAUCGCUACCACCGUCACCUCCAAAAGCUGAAAUUUCCAACUCCGUGCACCUUUCACCAGGUUUAAAGAUGUCGAGAACAGAUUCCGGAAUGCCACAGAAUGAAGAUUUCUUUGCUCCGCCUCCUCUUGGACCAAAAUUAGCUGGUGGGAAAUGGAAAGUUCAUGUUAUAGAUGAUGAUGGAAAGAUUACAGAAGAAAAUAUUACUGGAAAGCAAGUCUGGGGUAUGCAGAAACGUCGAGUUAUUGUCGAGUUUAACAGGAAUGGACAGCCUAUCAAAGAUUCAGGAGGUUUGUUAGGUUCAUGGUUAGGUUCUUUGAGCUAUGAUCUUAACAUUUUACCUAUCAAUUACACUGAUUGGAGGAAAGUACCUGAAUAUAGGAAGGAGAUGGCAUGGACAGUAAUUCAGAAAAAGUUCUUGUUUGAUGACCCAACUAAGAGAAGAAAAUAUGUAAUAUCUACAUUAGGAAGCAGAUGCAAAGACUUAAAACAACGGUUUUGGAAGCUCCAUAAGAGAAAUACUCCAGUAGAAACAAUUGAAGCACGACCAGCAUUGAUUCCUGAAGACCAAUGGAGAGAUUUUGUGCAUACUCAAUUCACAGAUAAGGCCAAGAAAGCAAGAGAGCGUAAUAAGGUAAGCCGAAGCAACUUAAAGAUACCACAUACACUUGGAAAAAAGAGUAUAGCAAGAAGAUCUGAUGAGAUGGAAAGAGAGAGUGGCGUUGAACCAACUCGAGGAGAAAUGUUUAUUGCAUCACGCACAAGAUCAGAUGGAAGUAUGAUUUGCGAGGAAGCAAGACUAUGUGCGGACCAGAUUAAGGACAUUAUGAAUCUUCCAGGCCAAACAUCAAGUAGUGAUGCUGUUACUCAAGUUUUUGGUCCUGAGCAUUCAGGAAGAGUGCGAUGUGUAGGUCGUGGUCCGGCGCCAACCAAAUACUUCUCAAGUUUGGACUCUACAAUGUCAUAUAAUGUGGAGAUAGUUGAGAUGAAGUCAACAAUAAAGAAUCUCGCAGAUAAAGUUGAGAUUAUUGCUAGUGCUCUUCAUAAAGCUUUGACAUGCAACCGAUUCCAGGUGAAUGAUACAAGUGAAACAGAUGAAAACAUCCGUCACAUUCGUAAACAAGCAACAAAUAAGAGGAAACACCAAGAUUUAUCUCCAGUUGUUCAGACCACACCAAGAGCUAAGGUCAGGUGA